AUGUCUUUCUUUAUCGAAAAUCCCAAUGUAGGGGAUACCAACCAUUUGGAGGACUCGAGAAUUCGAGGAUACAACCCUCUGACACCCCCCAACCUUCUCCAACAUGAGAUCGCUAUGACAGAGGCCUCCAGACAGACGGUCUUGCAAGCCCGUCAGGAGGCUAGCGCAGUCGUUCAUGGCACUGAUACCGACAAGCGCCGUUUGCUGGUCGUGGUGGGACCCUGCUCGAUUCACGAUCCCGACAUGGCCCUUGAAUACUGUGACCGUCUCUUAAAACUGAAGGAGAAAUACAAGGACGAGCUUUUGAUUGUCAUGCGUGCCUACCUGGAGAAGCCCCGUACCACCGUUGGCUGGAAGGGUCUCAUCAACGACCCCGAUAUCGACAAUAGCUUCAAGAUUAACAAGGGUCUGCGCACCUCUCGGCAACUUUUCGUCGACCUGACCAACAAGGGCAUGCCCAUUGCUAGCGAGAUGCUGGACACUAUCUCCCCGCAGUUCCUGGCUGACUGUCUCUCCGUGGGUGCGGUUGGUGCGCGGACAACCGAGUCCCAGGUCCACCGUGAGCUGGCUUCUGGUCUUUCCUUCCCUGUUGGAUUCAAGAACGGCACCGAUGGCUCUUUGGAUGUUGCAGUGGAUGCUAUUGGCUCGGUCAAGCACCCCCAUCACUUCCUCUCCGUCACCAAGCCCGGUGUUGUCUCCAUCGUCGGCACCGUGGGUAACCCCGACUGCUUCGUCAUCCUCCGUGGUGGCAAGAAGGGCCCCAACUACGAUGCUCAGAGCAUCGCCGAGGCCAAGGCCAAGCUUUCUGCGCAGGGCAUGGAGCCCCGUCUCAUGGUGGACUGCAGCCACGGUAACUCGCAGAAGAACCAUAAGAACCAGCCCAAGGUGGCUGCUGUACUCGCGGAGCAGAUCGCUGCGGGUGAGACCGCGAUCAUGGGGGUCAUGAUUGAGAGUAACAUCAACGAGGGUAACCAGAAGGUUCCUCCUGAGGGUAAGGCCGGCCUCAAGUACGGUGUCAGUAUCACCGAUGCUUGUAUCCACUGGGAGGACACAGAAGCUGUGCUUGAGAACCUUGCCCAGGCCGUUCGUACUCGGAAAGAGAAGCUGGCGGUCAAUGGCGCUUCCAACUAG
Molecule: messenger RNA, 1131 nt
Organism: Aspergillus bombycis
Lineage: Eukaryota; Fungi; Ascomycota; Eurotiomycetes; Eurotiales; Aspergillaceae
Product: 3-deoxy-7-phosphoheptulonate synthase
Exons: 4
Coding region: 1-1131 (376 amino acids)
Biological process (GO): aromatic amino acid biosynthetic process
Cellular component (GO): cytoplasm
Molecular function (GO): 3-deoxy-7-phosphoheptulonate synthase activity
Source: RefSeq, a predicted model, not a curated record